Cylindrotheca closterium is the source of this 1557-nucleotide messenger RNA. Lineage: Eukaryota; Bacillariophyta; Bacillariophyceae; Bacillariales; Bacillariaceae. The record is from the annotation of a GenBank genome assembly.
AUGCUCUCCAAUAUUCCCGUACCAAUGGAUUUGGAUGAUGCUGGCAACGUCGAGCCCAAUGAUAUGCAAGACGAGGAACCAAUAUUGUCACUCAAGAGAACCGCAACUUACUCCCUUGUUUCCUCCCGGCCCACCAAGCGUCGCAAAUUGAAUUCAUCUAUGGUUCCAAGUUCUGCUACAGCAUGGGCCAAACAAAUCAAUGAACGAUUCACUCCUUUGCUACCUGUCAUUAUUGAAGAUCCAGAAGAAGAAGACAUCAUCAUGAGUACUAUUGACUUGUCUUUGGGUGCUGGAUUGAUUGAUGACAACAGCAACUCUGACGUAUCAAGAGGAGACGACGAUGUUUUCUUCCCCAUGAACAAGAAGGAAGAGGAUUGGGACCGUCUGAAAUAUGUGGACUGGAACAGUCUUGAACACGCUCCACCUACAUCUACACCAACUACACCACCUGUUUCUAUUCUUCGUCCUGGAAGAAAAGAUUGGGGAUCACCUAGAACCACCAAUCGUGUCAGUUUCACCCUUACCAAUCGGAGAAGAAACUUUAUGCCAGACCAGGAAGAUAUACAAUCAAGAAAGAACCGAAUUCAAGAAAUUUACAGUCAGAUCAAGUAUCAUGAGCUGCGCAAGUGUUUUGAAGAACGACUGCUUCCUCAGCUGUGGAGUACUUUGAUGGCCAAGAAAAAGGCCAAGAGAAAGGUCAAGAAAAAGGCCAAGAAAAAGGCCAAGAAGAAGACAACAAAGGUUGAUUUCAAACCUACUCUUCCCGUCAUUACUGAAGAUCCAGAAGAAGAAGACGAGAACCACUUCGACUUGUCUUUGGAUACUGGAUUAAUCAAAGACAUUGAAAGGGAAGGUCCAAGCUUUGCACUUGCGCGCAAGAAUCACCGCCAAAUGCUUUGCACAACCGUCCUUCAUGAUAUGCUUUCCAAUAUCCCCUUACCAAUGAAUUUGGAUGACGACGGUGACAACGAGCCCAAUGUCAUGCAAGACAAAGCACCACGAUUGUCACUCAAGAGAACAGCAACUUACUGCCCUGUUGCACCCAGACCCACCAAGCGUCGCAAAUUGAAUUCAUCUACGGUUCCAAGUUCUGCUACAGAAUGGGCCAAACGAAUCAAUGAACGAUUCACUCCUUUGCUACCUGUCAUUAUUGAACAUCCAGAAGAACAAGAACAGGACAAUUUUAUUGAUAUUGAAUCCUCUUUAGAUGCUGAAUUGAUUGAUGACAGCAUUGAUUCUGCCGAGGAUCCUUUGGAGGAUACUAUCAGCGAUGAUGAAAUUCUGGCACCACCGCCCGAGCAAUCUGACGACAACACAGCUACUAUUGAUAUUCCUCCUGAUGGAAUGGGAUCCGGAUGGACCGAAUCUGGAAAGCGCUACAGCCUUCGACUGGCCAAGCUUCUCAUUCCACAUGCAGAGGAUCCUUUCACCGAAGCUUUGGGAUCUGGCAUGACGGAACAAGAAGGAAGACUGUACAGUCACCGAGUGGCGAAACGACGAAGCGGUACCAAUCAAAGAGUACAUUCUUGGUACGACUUUGAAGUAGAUGAAGUAUGA